AUGACAUUGACAUCCUCAACCGACGUCCCACCUGCACAGGCAGACAAGCCCCAGUACCUCAUCUUCUUCAGCUCGGGAACUCCUCCCUGGUGUCCCGACUGCGUCGACGCACAGCCUGCCGUCCAAGAAGUGUUUGCUGCCGGCAAUGUAGAUGGGCAUAUCGUGCUUGUUGGCGAGAAGCCAGAGUGGAAGACGCCGGAGAACAGGUUUCGCAAAGAGUAUGCGAUCAGGUGCAUCCCCACCAUUACCAAGGUCGUCGAUGGCAAAGAGGUGGCUCGUCUCGAAGACAGCGAGUGCAAGAGCAUUGAUACCGUUGCUGCCUUUGUCCGGGAGUAA
This is a messenger RNA of Sporisorium graminicola, 336 nucleotides long. RefSeq lists its product as uncharacterized. Gene Ontology annotation, cellular component: cytosol. Bases 1 to 336 code for a protein of 111 amino acids. Gene Ontology annotation, molecular function: protein-disulfide reductase [NAD(P)H] activity. The record is from RefSeq and is a predicted model, not a curated record. The transcript has 2 exons. NCBI's taxonomy places the organism in Eukaryota, Fungi, Basidiomycota, Ustilaginomycetes, Ustilaginales, Ustilaginaceae.